GUCAUCGACUUAUAUUUAAUGUUUAAGCUUGAACUUUUUAAGGGACUUGACAGAAGCAGAACGUUCUCAAGACCGGCAAGGGGAAAAGAAAAAAGAACCAAGGCAACGUUGGGACUUAGACGACGUAAUGAUGGGCGCCUACCUACAGCUCCAGAUGAGCCCGUCUGUCCUUCUGGUGGCUUUGACGUUUUUCAUGAAAGGUGCCUUGGCUCUGGAGUGCCACAGCUGUGUGGACUUGGGUGAUGGCGGUUGCAGUCAGCAGCGGAUGAAAAAUUUGACCUGCCCAAGCAAUGCCCACGUCUGUGUGGAAACCGUGGCUGCUGUGGAAUGGAGUCACGGGAAGUUCUCCGUUGGCGAAAAGGGUUGCGGGCUGGGCAUGCCAGGAACCAAUGACAAGGCGGUGGAAGUGCACGGCAUCCUGGCCUUCUCUCAGCUCCACCAGUGCAACACGAGCCAAUGCAACGUUAAACUGGACAUCAAAGCACUCCAGCUGCACCCCAUGGAUAACGUAAGUGCUCGGAUUCCCAACGGAGUGGAAUGCUACAGCUGUGAUGGAGACAACUGCACAAUGGACAAGUCUGCCAUUGUCAAGUGUUAUGAUAAUUUCCGAGGUUGUUUCCAUGGCAAUGUCACAAUGAAAGCAGGGAAUUUUUCACUGACGAAACCCAUCAAAGGAUGCGUUCAAGAUGGCGACUGUACCAAGGUCAGGAAAGGGAGUCCUGCCAUCACCCUCUCAGGCUCCUGUUGUUCAGGGAAUCUCUGCAAUACUAAUCUCUCCAACAAGACACACUUCUCCACCUCCAUCCCAAGGCUGGCCUUCCUGCCGGCUGAAGAACCCAAGGAGAACGCAACUGCCACUACCCCUUCGACGUUGGUCCGGGUCAACGCAGCCACAGCGGUAGCUUCCACUUCCGGCAAGCUCACCCGUUCUCUUGCUGUGAGCCCAUCGGUGGGCGGCCCUCAGAAGGACCACAGUCAUGAGCACGACCACGACCAUGACCAUGACCAUGACCACGACCACGACCACGACCACAGUCACGAAGAGGAUGAAAAGAACAAUGUCGUUCAAAAUAGGAAAGUGGUCCCUUCUGUGAAGGUUGAAGAAAGACAAGUUGGUGGGCCGAAGGGAGGCGUAGCAGGCUUGCAGGGGUCAGUCCUGGUGACUUUUCUGCUCCUUGGCUUGUGUCUGUGAAGGUGACUCAAAGGAGUGAAAUGACAUUCAACCUCCUUCCUCCUCCUUUUUUUUUUCUUCUUUGCUAGAUCGAAGCUUAUCACGUACAGCUUUGCCUCAUUUGGUACGAUCGCUCCCGCUCUGAGCAGGAGGUUGGACUAGAAGGCCUCCAAAGUCCCUUCCAACUCUGUUAUUCUAUUGUGUUAAUUCUGUUUUGUCUGCCUGUACUAGGCCUCUUCUCAAGAAGCCGGCAUUUUGGAUGUAAUGUCCGAUUGAUGACGUUUGAGUAUCGGAAAUAAAUUUUCCUUUGGUGC
This is a messenger RNA of Pantherophis guttatus, 1485 nucleotides long. Its product is annotated as ly6/PLAUR domain-containing protein 3. Gene Ontology annotation, cellular component: plasma membrane. Lineage: Eukaryota; Metazoa; Chordata; Lepidosauria; Squamata; Colubridae. The record is from RefSeq and is a predicted model, not a curated record.